Coregonus clupeaformis (lake whitefish) is the source of this 1496-nucleotide messenger RNA. Its product is annotated as zinc finger protein 431. The transcript is spliced from 2 exons. The record is from RefSeq and is a predicted model, not a curated record. Gene Ontology annotation, cellular component: nucleus. The annotation marks the transcript as partial. Lineage: Eukaryota; Metazoa; Chordata; Actinopteri; Salmoniformes; Salmonidae. Gene Ontology annotation, biological process: regulation of transcription by RNA polymerase II; central nervous system development. Gene Ontology annotation, molecular function: DNA-binding transcription factor activity, RNA polymerase II-specific; RNA polymerase II cis-regulatory region sequence-specific DNA binding.
GAGGAGGAGGAAGAGGAGGAUGCAGUUUCUGGAUUGAAGGAGGAGGGGGAGAUUACUGUCACGCUGGAGGAAGAGGGAGAAGAAGAGAAGACAGGAGAUCUGAUUAACGCCAAAGAGAGACCAGACUCAGAGGAACCAGAGACAUCUGAACCAGCGAGACGACACCACUGUUCCCAGUGUGGAAAGAGUUUUACCCAUUUAGGGAGCCUUAAAAACCAUAAGAGAACACAUGCAGUGAAGAAGUCUUACAACUGCUCUCAGUGUGGAAAGAGUUUUACCCAGUUAGGGCACCUUCAAAACCAUAAGAGAACACACACAGGGGAGAAGCCUUUCCAAUGCUCCCAGUGUGGAAAGAGAUUUAUCCAGUCAACACAUCUGAACGAGCAUAAGAGAAUACACACAGGAGAAAAACCAUUCCAAUGCUCUCAGUGUGGAAAGGCAUUUUCCCGAUCAGGGGACCUAAAAUCACACGAAAGAAUACACACAGGGGAAAAGCCUUAUCACUGCUCUCAGUGUGGAAAGAGUUUUACCCGUUUAGGGAACCAAAGAAUGCAUGAGAGAAUACACACAGGAGUGAAACCUUACCACUGCUCACAUUGUGAAAAGAGUUUUGCACGGUUAGGCAACCUUAAACUACAUAAAAGAAUACACACAGGAGAAAAACCAUUCCAAUGUUCUCAGUGUGGAAAUACAUUUUCCCGAUCAGGGGACCUGAAAUCACAUGAAAGAAUACACACAGGGGAAAAGCCUUAUCACUGCUCCCAUUGUGAAAGUAGUUUUAGCUGGUCAGGGCAACUGAAAGAGCAUGAGAGAACACACACAGGAGUGAAGUCUUACCACUGCUCCCAGUGUGGAAAGAGUUUUAGAAGGUUGGGGUCCCUUAAAUCACAUAAGAUAUAUACACACACAGGAGAAAAGCCCUAUAACUGCUCCCAGUGUGAAAAUAAGUAUUUAUCAUUAGGGGAGAUGAAAAAGCAUGCGAGAACACACUCUGUAGAGAGGCCUUUCCAGUGCUCUCAGUGUGGAAAGGGAUUUAUCCAGUCAUCACAUCUGAAAGCGCAUAAGACAAUACACACAAGAGAGAAGCCAUUCCAGUGCUCUCAGUGUGGAAAGAGUUAUACCCGGUUAGGGAACUUGAAAACGCAUGAGAUGACACACACAGGAGAGAAGCCAUUCCAAUGCUCUCAGUGUGGAAAGCGUUUUACCUGGUUAGGGAACCUGAAAAUGCAUAAGGUGACACAUAAAGGAGUGUAGCCGCACCUCCGAGUGUGAAAAGGGUUUUGUUCAGUUAAGGGGCUUGAAAGAACAUGAAAGAAUACAGACACAGGAGGAAAACACCACUGCUCUCAUUGUGGAAAGACAUUUUCAGAGGACCUGAAAUCACAUGAGAGAAAAGAGAGGCUGUAUUCUGACUUAUGUUUUUGACUGAGAAUUAGUGUUUUUGUUUAUGUGUCAUGAAAUGUAAUUGUGUGUAUUAAAUCAUACUCACAAAUAUG